AUGGCCGACCACCAGGAUCAACCGUUUCGCCGAGACCCCAAUAGCGAACGGGUUACCACUCCCAGGGUUUUCGCGGAGCUGUUUGUGGCGCCGCGGCGCUUUGCGGGGCGGCGGGGGAGACGGCAGCGCGCGGCGGUGGCGUCGUGGGUGAGUCUGCAGCCCGCCGUGCGAGUGGUGCUGGUGGGGUCCCAUCCCAGCCUGCACCGAGUCGCCGAGAGAUACCCUGGGCGCGUGGUGGUGGAGGAGGAGGUGGAUACGAGCUUCGCCUCAGGCCGACCCUUAGUCAACAGCCUCUUUGCCCGCGCCCGAGCCUCCCGUGCAGGCUUGGCGAUCGUCCUAACGGAUCCCGAGGCUGUGCUUAUGCCGAGCCUGAGUGUAGCUUUGGAAAAGACACGGGACGUCCAGGGAGACUGGCUGCUGGUGGCAGGCGCGUGGAACGUUGAAGCAGGCGGCUCGGCAAGAGGCUCGGGAGCUGGUUCGGUUGAGUGGAGGAGGGUUGAGCCGGGUAGGGCAGCGGGGAGGGGAGAGAAUAGUGCAGAGAAGAAGGAUGACAGUGAGGAGGAGUAUGCAUGGGUGGUAACCAAUGUAACAGGAGUGACACGUCAGCUGAGCAUUGAUGAGGCUUUAAGUCAUCUCCAGUCGUCCUCCUUGCUCUCUCACACCCCCUGCUCGCCCCCUAUCCUGUGGGCGUGGAAUGUGGGCCGUACCCCCCUCCUCUCUGGCCCCAUGCCGCCCUUUCGCAUGCUGCAGCCCCACGCACAGCUGCUGCAGCCACACACAGAGAGCGAAGGGAGUGGGGGAGAGCGCCAGGGAUGGAGGGAGAAGGAAGGACACAGAGGGCAAGAGGGCAAGGGCGACCGUCAUGAGGGGCAGGAAAGGGAAAUGGUAGAUCCAAAGGCUGGCUCUCAAGAUCCGAGGAACGACUCUACACGCCAGGGGUUACCUGGUUACGACACACCAGGCCGUCACGGCACAGCACCGUCAGUGCGAGGCGUGUGGCAGCAGUGGGUGCUGCACGAGUGCCUCUCCUCUCCCCUCCGCCUCGUCUUCGAUGCCUCCCCCCUGGCGCCUGUGCUACUGCUGCCGGCUCAGGGGGGGGCUGCUGCAGUGGAAGAAGGGAUGGGCGACUGGGAAGGGGAGGAGGAAAGGGAGGAGGGAGAGGGAGAGGGGAAGAGGGGAGGUGAGGGAGUGGGUGAGGAGGAAGGAGAGGAGGAGCUGAAUGCCUCCUUGGCUCUCUCCUACGGUUCCUUCCCCCUCUCACUAUCCUUUGUUCCUCCCACCAACCGCCACUCCCACGACGAGCAUGGUACUGCCAAGGGCAGCAGCAGCGCCGCAGAUGAGCAGAAGCAGCUCCAGCAGCAGCAGCAGCAGCGGCAGAGAGUGGGCGGUGAGCUGCGCGUGUCUCUUGCUGACGUGCCAUGGACCCUCGUCCCGUGUGCCUACCCUGGCGCUGCUGGGUUCUGCUUCCAGCCACGAGACAAGCAGCAGCAACGGGGGAUGGUGGCGCCAGAAGGAGUAAAGCGGGGGUGGGAUGAGGGCGGGAGAGGUGCACAGGGCGGGGAGGGGCGGAGGUGCAUUGGGCUGGUUGAGAAGGAGGAGUUGAUGCAGGCAGCUGCGGCGUGGAGGCGAGAGGGAGUUGGGUUGAGGCGGAGGCGAGAGGCCAAGAGGAAGGAGGUGGAGUUAGGCGGGGAAAAUGAGAAGGGUGAGGGUGGCGGGGGAAGGGAUGGGGAUGAGAGAGGAGGGGCGGAUGGAGGUAGAAACGAGACAGAGGUGGGUGUGCUUGCGUUUGAGAGGGUGGAGCAUGAUGAGGUGAUGCUGAGGGUGCUGCGACAGGUGGUGCGGAGGGGGACGCGCAUGAAGAUGGGGGAAGGUAGGGAGACGGGGAAGGGGAGAGGCAUGCAAGAGGAUGAAGGAUUGGACGGAGAGGAGGCUGCAGCAGGAAGGAGAGGCAGCAGUGGGCGGAAGUCUGAAGCAGAAGGAAGAUUAGGGACGGAAGGGAGAGAAGGGACAGAAGGGACAGGGGGGGCAGCAGGGGUCGAUUGGGCAAGUGCAGUGGAUGGAGACGAAGCGCGGACAGUGGUGCUGGCGGUGGUGGCGUCAAACUACAGGGAGGUGAUAAUGAGCUGGGUGUGUGGGCUGCGUCGCCUGCACGUGCACAACUAUGUUAUAGCCGCCAUGGACAGGGAAACUUACGACUUUGCCCGCGAGCAGGGCCUCCCGGUGUUCCCCCACGCGUAUGACGAUGCGUUCGGCCGCGACGAGUGCCACUUCGGCACGGACUGCUUUCUCAAUGUGACUAAAGUGAAGUCCCGGGCCGCACUGCGCGUGUUACGGGCUGGUUACCAUGUGCUGUUUAACGACGCAGAUAUCUAUUGGUUUGCGGACGCGCGGCUGAUAGUGAUGGGGUAUGGGCCGGGGCAUAUGGUAGUGCAGAGCGACAAUCACAAUGACACGGGCCCGGAUAAUGACUAUCGGCGGCUCAACUCGGGGUUUUAUUUCAUUCGCUCGGAGCCGAGGGCCUUGGCGGCUUUAGAGGCGGUAGUGGCGCAUGCAGCAGCAUCCUCCAUAACAGAGCAGCCGAGUUUCUAUGAUGUGCUGUGUGGAGCUUCUUCUGAGUACACUCUGGGCGAUUCUAAGUGCUUAAAUCCGAAGUUCAACUUGACUGUGGAUUUUCUCGAUAGAAAGAGGUUCCCUAAUGGUGCGGUGCUGCAGGAGAUCCAAAAGAGUUGGGGAGAGUUCACGGGGUGGUUUCCCGGAGGGGACUGCGGGGGCGCGGCUGGCCUUACGUGCGAUGGGUCAGGCAGCAUUACCUCCAUGCGAUUCUACAAUCGCUGGGGACCGUCCUUCCCCACGGAUAGUGUCACACGCCUUACUCGCCUCACGGAGCUGCGGUACUUCAGUGCUGCCUCAUUCGAUGAUAAUCCACUCUACAAGAUCACGUGGCUCAAGGCCCUGUCAGUGGAGUGUGUGCGGGGCGUGACUGGAGUGGCCUUUCCUCCCAGCAUUGCCAACCUAGCUCAGCUCACCAGGCUGAGAGUUAAGGACUGUGGCAUGGGCCGCAAUGGCGCGUUCUCGGUGCUCAGCUCACUUACCAACCUCGUGGAAGUCGAUUUGCCAUCCAACGGUGUCUCAGAUCUAUCAUCUCUUCACGGAUUGGGCUACACCAAACUAAAAAAGCUGAAUCUGCGGGCGAAUACACUGCAGGCGGAUCGGCUCUCUGACCUGAGCAAACUCACCAGCCUCACAUUGCUGGAUAUGUCACGAAAUCAGUUGAAGAGCGACCAAUUGCUGCAGGGGCUAAGCCUUCCCAACAUGCACUUCCUGGACCUUUCUCACAACCGCCUCAGCGGCUCCCUUCCGGAAUCCCUCACAGCCAUGACUUCCUUAGCUGCUCUCAACGUGGCCUUCAACAACCUGCAAGGAACCAUCCCACCCUCCUUUGGCAGUCUCAACAGUCUCGCCACACUGUCCACCAGCCGCACCAACCUCACAUGCCCGGACCGCACCAGCAGCUGUGGCGUGCCUCAGAACGCAACCUCUGCCUUCUGCCGCACCUGCAGGGACUUCUGCUCCUCAUGUGAUAGGUCCAAGCUGCCAGCACCACCGCCUGCUGCAAGCAACCAGGGGAAUGCAGAGUCCAAGGCGGGAGUGUCUGUGGGAUUGAUUAUCGCGGGUGUGGUCGCUGCGUUGGCUGUCAUUCUGGGCCUGGCUGUUCUGCUCUAUUACUACUGCUUCAACAAACGGCAAGAGAAAGCGUUGAUGAGCAGCAGGGCAGCAUCACAGGCGUGUCAGGAGUACCCACUGCAGCAGGUGGUGAAGGCGACCAAUGGGUGGAGCGAGGCGAACCUGCUGGGCAGUGGUGCGUUUGGGGACGUGUACCGCGCUGUGUCUCCCGCUGAUGGCGCCACCCUGUGGGCUGUGAAGCGCGCCAAGCUCAUUACUAACGACUUUGACACUGAGGUGUGCCAGAUGGCAUCGAAGCACCACCCCAACCUGGUGCGGCUGCUGGGGUUCGCCAUAGGCAUCACGGACAAGACCCGGGUGGAGCAGGUGCUCAUCUACGACCUCAUGUCCAAUGGGGACCUCUCACACUGGAUGGGCAAAGACGCCCCCACGCCGCUGACCUUCCAGCAGCGGGUGGACAUACUAAUAGGGGCUGCGCGGGGCUUUGAGUACCUGCACAGCUUUGGCAUCGUGCACCGCGACAUCAAGCCCGCUAACAUAUUGCUCGACGGGAAAAUGCAGGCUAAGAUUUCGGACUUUGGGCUGGUGAGGAAGGGAGAAGGCACGGCACUACUGAGCACGCGAGUGGUGGGAACACCAGGCUAUGUGGAUCCCUCCUACGCUGCUUCCAAUAAGGCCACCACUGCCGCAGAUGUGUACAGCUUUGGCGCGGUGAUGCUGGAGCUAAUGACGGGGUGGGCAGCCGUGCAGGAGUCGCCAGCCCCUGGCGCUGACGAGGAGGCCAACUGCCCCGUGACCAUCGUAUCCUGGGUGGAGCAGCAGCUCCAACAAUCCAGCAACGGGCCAGUACCUGGUCUCCAGGACCCGCAUAUGCCAGCACGGGAGGACCUCGUGCUGGCCGUGGUGCGGUUGGCGCUGCGGUGCACUGCCAGGCGCACUGCCGCCCGGCCUGACAUGGGCGCAAUCGCAGCAGAGCUGAGUGCGGUGAUGGCAGAGCUGGGGGGGUCAAGGAGGAACGCUGCGGCAGAGGAGGUGGAUAGGCAGAUGCAGGAGGUUCAACCCAUGAGAAGCAUGGAGGAGGAGUUUUCUCGGAUAGAAGCCCGGUUCCAAGACCGCGCCGCCGCGCGCCAGCAUCAUCAGGCGCGGCGCGGGGACGACCACCACGAGCCGCCUUCGGCGCCGUCAACGGUCACAAAGCCGGCGCGGCGGCGCGUGGUAAUCUCCGCGGCGGAAGUGCGGCGGCUGAACACGCAGGCGGGGCAGUUGCGCGAGGUGUUGGGGAAGAGCAAGGCGGUGAGCGAGGAGAUGAUCACCAUUCUCAACACCUUCGACGCGCGCCUCACCAACCUCGAAACCGCCAUGCGCCCCAUCCAGGUGCGAACGCUGUCGCAUGCGGGUGGGAGUGAGGAGUUGUGCUACAGAGGGGAGAUGGCAUUAGGGUGCGCGCACAUUGGCGCGCGCACUCUGGCCUUCCGCAAGGCGCACGCCAACAUCGACGCCACCAUCCGCGCCGUGGAGACAGUGCUGGAUAAGUUUGACAUUCCUCAACAGGUGGAGCAGCGAAUCAAGGAUGGUCCGCGUAGAGACUUGGAAGCAUACCUAGCAGCGGUGGACAUGCUACAGGAGGCGCUGCUGUUCUUUGACUCGCACCGCAACUACAAGUCGUCAGAGGGCGCGGCUCUGCAGGCGCGCGGGCUGAUGAAGGAGGCCAUGGGCAUGCUUGAAGCUGACUUCCGGCAGCUGCUCGCCAACAACAGCAAGCCCAUGGACGUGUUGAAGAUCAUAGAGGCCAUGCCAGAGCUGGGAAUUGAUCUCGCGGGGCUGCCACCGCCGGCACAGACGCCGGAGAACCUCAUUCCGGGCAUCGGGCCCAGCAAGGGAGGCAAGGGGCCGCCCGUGCUGCUGCUGCCCACGCUUAUUGAGCGGUUGAAUGCGGUGGCGCGGCGCAUGAUUCAGAACGGGGCGGCUUCCGUGUGCACUCGCGUGUACAGGGAGGUGCGAGUCAGCGCGUUGGAGCAGUCGUUGAAGCGCCUAGGUGUCUGUCGAGAUGGUGACUCCCUCUUUCUGCCUCUCCCCCUUCCCCAUCCCACCACUCCCUCCCUUGGUCCCUCGGAGGUGCGAGGCAACUCGUUGGAGCAGUCGUUGAAGCGGCUGGGAGUGGAGAUGGUGACACGGGACGAUGUGUUGCGCAUGCAGUGGGAGGAGCUGGAGACCAAGAUCGGCAACUGGAUCCAGUUCAUCAAGAUCUGCAUGAUGCUGGUGUUCCCGCUAGAACGAGAGCUAUGCUACCAGGUGUUCGCGGGCCUGGACCCGCACAGGGAGAUCUCCUACGCUGAGAUGGGCGACCGCGGCCUCUCGCUGCUGCUGUCCUUCGGCGAGGCCAUCGCGUCCAGUCAGAAGUCCCCCGAGAAGCUCUUUGUGCUGCUCGACAUGUACGAGACCAUCAGAGAUUCCAUGCCCAUGGUGACCGACGCCUUCCCAGGCAACGCGUGCAUCCCGUGUCGCGAGUACCUGCGCUCGCUGCAGCGCAGCCUGGCGGAGAUCAGUCGGGACACGUUCAGCGAGUUUGAGGACGCCGUGGAGAAGGACAGCACGCGCACACCCGUGGCGGAUGGCACCGUGCACCCGCUCACCAGCUACGUCAUCAACUACGUCAAGUUCCUCUUCGAUUAUGAAGGCACGUUAAGGCAACUCUUCGAGGAAGCAGAGAAGGAGAGGGGUGAGAAGGACUGGCAGGGCGGGGACCCGUCGGCACGGCAGAAGCCGCGGUUGGAGGUGGCAACGCUGCGCAUCCUGACAGUGCUGGAGAGCAACCUGGAGGCCAAGGCGAAGCUGUACAAGGACCUGGCGCUCACACAGCUGUUCCUCAUGAACAACAAGCACUACAUCGUUCGCUCCAUUCGCAAGUCGGAGCAGGCGAGGCAGCUGGUGGGGGAGGAGUGGAUACAGCGGCAUCGCAAGAUAGUGCAGCAGCAGCAGGCCAUGUACCAGAAGCUGGCGUGGAGCAAGGUGCUGACCGUGCUGAGCCCGGUGGGGGAGUUGAUAAACAAAAACACCCUCAAGGAGAGGCUGAAGGUUUUCAACGCUGCGUUUGAGGAGCAGUACAACAAGCAGCUCACAUGGACCAUCCCAGACGCAGAGCUACAGAAGGUGGUGCGCCAGGCUGUCAUCGACCAGGUGCUGCCUGCCUACCGUGACAUGCUCAAGCGCUACGGGUGCUGCCUGCCUACCGUGACAUGCUCAAGCGCUACGGUCAUCGACCAGGUGCUGCCUGCCUACCGUGACAUGCUCAAGCGCUACGGGUGCUGCCUGCCUACCGUGACAUGCUCAAGCGCUACGGUCAUCGACCAGGUGCUGCCUGCCUACCGUGACAUGCUCAAGCGCUACGGAAAUUUGUCCAUUGUGCCAACACCAUCCCUGAUGGACGCGUUUGGACUCUCGCCGACCACUUCAAACACCACCUGGUCACUCUUCCUCUCUCCCCUCCCCUCCCCUCCCCUCUCGUCCCCCCAUCCCCCCUCCCCCUUACUCCCCCUCCUUUCCCCCCCUCCGUCUCCCCUCAGCCCGGUGGUGGAUGCGCUGAAGAAUCUCGCCAAGCACGUCAAGUAUCAGCCGGAGGACAUCGAGCGUCUCAUCCGGCAGCUCUUUGAGGGCCGCCAGGUGGUAGGCGAGGCCAGCAAGGGCAAGGCCUCGCUGCUCAAGUAG
This is a messenger RNA of Closterium sp. Naga37s-1, 7389 nucleotides long. The record is from the annotation of a GenBank genome assembly. NCBI's taxonomy places the organism in Eukaryota, Viridiplantae, Streptophyta, Zygnematophyceae, Desmidiales, Closteriaceae.